AUGGCCUCUGCUUUGGCAUGGCGAUUGAGCUUUCCAUUCGACGAAGCGGUCGAAGUGUUGGUGACGCACGUGGAAAGAGACUCGGGGAAUUUUUUCGUUCAGAUCAACAACUCUGACAGUACAAAGCUCGACGAUCUGAUGGAAGAAAUUGUCAGUUUUGCUUCGCGAAGUAGCGGCGAUUCUAAGGCGAAACCUUUAAAGGUCGGUGAUAUUUGCUUGGCCAAAUAUGUGGAUGAAGUAUGGUACCGGGGGAAGGUACUGGGUGUCGACAGGAAUGGUUUUAAAAUUUUCUUCGUGGAUUAUGGAAAUAGUGAUUUCGUAGCGAGCAGUGAUGCCAUGCCAGCCCCGGACAAAUUUCUAACCUUGCCUCCGCAAGCGUUCGAAUGCGAGCUGGCGAAUGUUAGGGCCAUAGGUGGUCGAUGGAGUACUGAGAUGCUUUGUCAAUUUGAGGAAUUGGUUAUAGAACAGACAUUUGUCGCCCAAGCUGUUUCAUUGAAAACCAACAACGUUCUGGUACUUAGCCUUUUUCAAGACGCAACCAUGACCACACUUGCUGUCGAACCUCUCAUCUCGGCUGGUUAUCUGGAAAGAACCGACGAUGUACUUGCCUACGUUCAGAGUGGACCGAAUCGUAGCUAUGCAUUUUUGGAGCUUGAUAAAUUUAGCUUUGAAGACGUUCAUGUUUCGUACUGUGUUAGUCCAAACAAAUUCUAUUGUUUGUUGCUUAAGAAUUCGACCGCAUUGCAUAAACUCACAGAAGAACUUGAAAUUACGUACAGAGAGGCACCCGAGGAUGACUACCCGUUGACAUCUUGUUGCCAAGACAACCCAUGCUGUGCUAAGUUUUCCGAAGACGAUAUAUGGUACCGAGCAAUCAUCACAAGCGAAAGUCCAUCGACAUCUGGAGAAAUUAACGUGAAAUUUGUUGAUUACGGCAAUUCAGAGAAUGUUCAUAUAUCUGAUCUCAAGGAACUGGACGACAGAUUCCUAGAGUUGCCGAUGCAGGCAUUGGAGUGCACAUUGUAUGGUAUCCAGCCAACAAAUGGUAAAAUUGAGUGGCCGCAAGAUGCAAUAGAAUUGUUUCAAACACUAACCGGUGAAAAACAUCUUGUGAGUUACUUGAGCAGUGUUGCAAACAAUGUUGCCGAGGUGUUUCUCUUUGACACGUCCGAAGAAACAAAAGACAUCAAUUUUGGUCAAGUACUUGUAGACAAUGGCAAGGCUGUAGCAGUUAAAUCGUUGACUGAUUACAAAAAAGGUCAUAAUUCCCAACGUAGGAAAUCAUCUUUUGGUAUUAUAAACCUCGUACCAAACAGCAGCGAAACGGUUGUUAUCACAAAUGCUGAAUCACCUUCGGAUUUUUAUUGCCAACUUUUAAAACAUUCCUCGGAUUUGGACAAACUUAUGGACGAUUUAAAUCAGUAUUAUGAUGCUCUUGGUGAUGUUGACGAUACCAUAACUUUGCCCCAAGCAGGCAUGUUGUGUUGUGGUAAAUAUACAGAAGAUGACGGUUGGUAUAGAUCUCUCAUACUGGAAUCGUAUCUUGCAAAUCGGAAAGUGGAAGUGUUGUAUGUUGAUUAUGGUAACAUUGAGUCGUUGCCCAUAACCAGAAUCAAAGAACUGAAACCGCAGUUUGCAGCGUUGCCACAGCAAGCCAUUCCUUGUUGUUUAUACGGCGUGAGUCCUAGCGCCCCAAGUUGGACCGAUCAGGCAAUAGAGGAAUUUCAGAAUGCCAUUAUUGAAAAAGAACUUGUGAUUAAAGUUGUCUCGCACAGUGAAAGCCAGCGUUACAGUGUUAGUCUCAUGGAAACUGUUGGAGAAGAAGAGUAUAGCGUUAAUAAAUUGCUUGUUCAGAAAG
This is a messenger RNA of Paramuricea clavata, 1858 nucleotides long. The record is from the annotation of a GenBank genome assembly. NCBI's taxonomy places the organism in Eukaryota, Metazoa, Cnidaria, Anthozoa, Malacalcyonacea, Plexauridae.